AUGACAUCUCGUCGAGAAUUAUGCCUAGAGGAGAAAAUGAACUUAAUUAAAGAAAAAGAACUUGGUGCAUCUCAUCGACAACUCAGUGACAAAUUUCAGAUCUCUCUUGGUGCAGUCUCCAAUAUAUGGAAACGAAAAUGCGAAUACACAAACGAUUAUGAAACGAAUAGAAAUAAAAAAGUAAAACGAAAAUUGAAAAAUGAUUCAAGUCAAGAAAUUAAUGAAAAUGUUUACGAAUGGUUUGUUCCUCAAAGAGCUAAAAACAUCUCAAUUGGUGGUCCUGUUCUUCAAGAAUACGCCAGAAAAGUUGGUGAAGAAUUAGACCCUUCAAAUAAUUUUAAAGCAAGCAAUGGAUGGCUAGCUCGAUUUCGUACUCGUUAUAAUAUCCAGUUUAGGGUUAUUUGCGGUGAAAGUCGGUCAGUUGAUCAAAACACGGUCGAUUAUUGGAAAACUCGUUUGACAAACAUUAUUGAACAUUAUGAUCCUGAUGAUAUCUUUAACUGUGACGAAACCGGCCUAUUCUACACGCUAAUGCCGGAUCGAUCAAUGACGGUGGACAGAAAUGAUUGUAAAUGGGGGAAAAGAUCUAAAGAUCGAUACACCGAUCUAUAUUGGAGUAUUUCAAAUGUUUACCUAUGGAAUCUCCUGUUAAAUCCUAGGAUAUAA
Molecule: messenger RNA, 666 nt
Organism: Rotaria socialis
Lineage: Eukaryota; Metazoa; Rotifera; Eurotatoria; Philodinida; Philodinidae
Source: the annotation of a GenBank genome assembly